AUGGCCGAAGCUGAGCGGUGUCAGAACAAGUUGGACAUGGCGCAGCGGUUGGUUGGUGCACUGAGUGCCAACGGCGUCAUCUGGGAGCAGACCGUGGAAAAGACGUCAGAAGAGCUCAUCUACAUUCCGGGGGAUUCCUUGGUGGCCUGCUCUUUUGCGUCAUAUCUUGGCGUGUUCUCUCGAGAUUAUCGUGAGACAGCCACAGCCAGCUUCGUCGACUUCCUCCAGGCUCGCAACGUACCUCUGGGACCCGAGAUCAGUCCGUUGCAGGUUCUGUCGACGGAAGCAGAGCAAGCGAGAUGGUGCGCAAAUGGUCUACCCAGUGACCGUGUUUCCUUGGAGAAUGGUGCAAUCAUGUCAUGCAGUCAACGAUGGUGCCUGGUCAUCGACCCUCAACUUCAGGGCAUCGUGUGGAUUAAGAACAAGGAAGCCGAGAACAACUUGCAAAUCACCCGCAUGGGAGCUCCGCGAAUGGUGCAGUUGUUCGAGAAGUCGAUCGAAACCGGUAAAAGCGUUCUUGUCGAGAACAUGGGCGAGCACAUUGAUGCCGUGCUUCAGCCCGUUAUCGCUCGCAACACCAUCAAGCGCGGUGCGCGCAAGGUGCUGAAGCUUGGAGACAAGGAGAUCAGCUACAACGACAAGUUCCGACUCUUCAUGCAGACGGAGGAUGUGCAGAGUAGCGUGCAUCUCGCUUUGGCGGGCAAGACCGAGGAGGCGUCGGACGCCAUCCUGACCAUUGUCAAAGGUUUGAUAGAGACGGCGCCGACUCCAUCGGUGCCUGCAGCUCCUUCCAAGCAGCCGAAGGCAAAGCUUGCAAAACGAGCCGCGACCAGGCCCACAAGCCACGAAGCCCCAGGGAAGCGUGCACGGCAAGAAGCCGACGAGUACUGGCUGGAUGCAUGCUCUCGAGCAGUCGAAGCCGACAGACUCCAUUGCGAGGAGCGACACCGCGCCAAGCGCACCACAGAGGUCGGGGAUGUGGAGACAUCGAGGACUGAGCCGCCACAGCCGCUCUUCUGGCGUAUUGACAUGCCGGAUGUGCUGAAGGUGCUCUCCCAGCGCGGCGUGCUACCACGGAAUUUUCUGCCGGUGGUGCGACCACAUGUCACACUGCUCUACAUUGGAGGCGAGGGAUCCGAGGAGCGCGCGGCUGCUCGGGCAGGCCUUUCCACCUCAGAGUUCCAAGCGGCCAAGCAGACUUUGGAAAAGCUCCGAGGUUGCACGGUCGCCAUCAAGAUGACGGAAAUUAUCAUCGAAGAGAACGUUGCAUGCGCCUUCGUCGACCUCCCAAAAAGCAUCCCUUGUGGGAGCAAGGUGCCACACCUGACACUUGGGACCCGCCAGGGAGUGCCAGCGCGGCACGCAAACGACAUACUGGAAGAAGUCCGCGAAGGGCGUAAGGAAGGCAUUACUCGCAUCCGAUUGCCAAAGCCAAAGGAGCUUAGAGGCGUGUUGGACUUGGAGACAUCCGCCACCUACAGUGGUAAGACCUAG
Symbiodinium sp. CCMP2592 is the source of this 1494-nucleotide messenger RNA. The record is from the annotation of a GenBank genome assembly. Lineage: Eukaryota; Dinophyceae; Suessiales; Symbiodiniaceae.